This is a messenger RNA of Canis lupus familiaris (dog), 1624 nucleotides long. RefSeq names its product mitochondrial translational release factor 1 like (gene MTRF1L). The record is from RefSeq and is a predicted model, not a curated record. Gene Ontology annotation, molecular function: translation release factor activity. The coding region runs from base 60 to 1145 and encodes 361 amino acids. Gene Ontology annotation, biological process: translational termination. Lineage: Eukaryota; Metazoa; Chordata; Mammalia; Carnivora; Canidae. The transcript has 9 exons.
CGAGACUCGCUGUCCGAAACUUCCGGCUUUGGUAGACGUCCCAGGUUGCCCCCUUAGCGAUGCGGUCCCGGUUUCUAUGGAGUGCUGUGCGUCCUCUGUGGGCCCGCCGGCUGGUCAGCCCCGCCCGCCGGCACCUAAACUGCGGGAGCCUGCCGCUGGAGGAGCUGUUCGCCCGAGGCGGGCCCUUGCGGACCUUCCUGGAGCGCCAGGCAGGCUCCGGAGCCCGGCUGCAGGUCAGGGGGGCUGAGCUGCUGGCGGCGGCCCAACUGCUGAGCGAGAAGGAGCGGGAGCUACAGGAGACCGAGCAGUUGCUACGCGAUGAAAAUGAAGAUUUAAGGAAACUUGCAGAGAAUGAAAUAACCUCAUGUCAAAAAGAAAUAACUCAGUUGAAGCACCAGAUUAUCUUACUUUUGGUUCCCUCAGAAGAAACAGAUAAGAAUGAUUUGAUCCUGGAGGUAACUGCAGGAGUUGGGGGUCAGGAGGCAAUGUUGUUUACUUCAGAGAUGUUUGAUAUGUAUCAGCAAUAUGCUGCUUUUAAAAGAUGGCAUUUUGAAACCCUGGAAUAUUUUCCAAGUGAAAUAGGUGGCCUUAGACAUGCAUCUGCUAGCAUUGGGGGUUUAGAAGCCUAUAAACACAUGAAAUUUGAAGGAGGUGUGCACAGAGUACAAAGAGUGCCAAAGACAGAGAAGCAAGGCCGCAUCCAUACUAGCACCAUGACUGUAGCAAUCUUACCCCAACCGACUGAGAUUAAUCUGGUGAUUAACCCAAAAGAUUUAAGAAUUGACACUAAACGAGCCAGUGGAGCUGGAGGACAGCAUGUAAAUACCACGGACAGUGCUGUCCGGAUAGUUCAUCUUCCAACAGGUGUUGUUUCUGAAUGCCAACAAGAGAGAUCUCAACUGAAAAAUAGAGAGAUGGCUAUGAAAAAGCUACGUGCAAAACUGUACAGCAUGUAUCUAGAAGAAGAAACAAGUAAAAGAUACAGUGCUAGAAAGAUUCAGGUUGGAACUAAAGGAAGGUCAGAGAAAAUAAGAACAUACAAUUUUCCACAGAAUCGGGUCACAGAUCACAGAAUAAACAAGUCACUUCAUGAUCUUGAAACUUUUAUGCAAGGACCUAACAAUAUGCUACAAAACCUAUUCUAAAGGCUCUCUAAAGAAACCGGAUCCACCCGGCACUUGCGGAGCUCAUCCGGAUCCCAGCCCUGCCUCAUCAGGACUUGCCACCAAUUUAACUCAGCGCUUACCGUGAGUCAACUAUUAGCUCUCAAUAAUCCUGCAGAUUAUCAGCAAGGGAGAGCCGCUGAAAACAAAGAUUCUUGGAACUUAAACCUCCUGGCUUCAUUGGGCUGUUGCCAAAAAGCUGAAUGCAAGGAAUGUACUGUCACCACGUGAAGGCACGUGCAGACUGAAAUAUUCAGUAUGACUAAUCACACGGUGCCAGCUCUCAUCAAAGACUAGGAGUUCUCCGACCCAGGCCCCCGCCAUUCCCUUGGCUUGAAGCCUCCGGCCCUAGGGUGUGGGGAUCGGGAUUCCCACGGCAGGACGUUUCAUAAAUGUAUUUAUCUCGCAGCAGGUCUUUCUCUUGCGCUGGGCCCCUGAAGUAAAUAAACAAAAAAAAACCU